GGCGGUUCGGGAGUGCUCGGCUCGGAUCGGCUCGGCUCGGCUUGGCUCGCGCGGCGGAGAGGCGCUGCUCGCUGGAUGGAUCCGCGCUCCCUUCUCUCACUUGUAACUGAGGACCUCGUGCAAACUCUUUGGUCUUUCUUUGGUAGAGUUGGGAUUUUGUUCCCUUCUCCACUCCGUCUGCUUUUCGAUGCCAGUUCAGUUUGAGGACAGUCGAAUCUGAAGGACAGGAAGUCUCUGCUUCAUCAUGGCGGCAGGAGUAGCGGCGUGGCUCCCUUUUGCCAGGGCUGCAGCCAUCGGCUGGAUGCCCGUAGCCAACUGCCCCAUGCCCGUUGCACCGCGCGACAACACCAAGAGACAAGAUGAACUGAUCAUCCUCAAUGUCAGCGGCCGUCGUUUUCAGACCUGGAGAACCACUUUGGACCGCUACCCCGACACCCUGCUGGGCAGCUCUGAGAAAGAUUUCUUUUACAACGAGGAGACCAAGGAGUACUUUUUUGACCGAGAUCCUGAUGCCUUUAGAAGUAUCCUCAACUUCUACCGAACUGGGAAGCUGCACUACCCUCGUCACGAGUGCAUCUCGGCCUACGACGAGGAGUUGACUUUCUUCGGCAUUAUCCCUGAGAUCAUCGGCGAUUGCUGCUACGAAGAGUACAAGGAUAGGAAGAGGGAGAACUUAGAGCGGCUGCAGGAUGACCAGGAAGAAAACAAAGACCUGAAGCUGCCCAACUUGAAUUUCAGAGAAACCAUGUGGCGGGCCUUCGAGAAUCCCCACACCUCCACCAUGGCUCUUGUCUUCUACUACGUCACCGGUUUCUUCAUCGCCGUCUCGGUCAUCACCAAUGUGGUUGAGACGGUUCCCUGCGGUUCGACGGCCAACCAGAAAGACAUGCCUUGUGGCGAACGCUACACGGUGGCGUUCUUCUGCAUGGACACCGCCUGCGUCAUGAUAUUCACGGUGGAGUACCUGAUGCGCUUGUUUGCCGCGCCGAGCCGCUACCGCUUCAUGCGCUCCGUGAUGAGCAUUAUCGACGUGGUGGCCAUCUUGCCGUACUACAUCGGCCUGGUGAUGACCAACAACGAGGACGUCAGCGGCGCCUUCGUGACGCUGCGCGUCUUCCGAGUGUUUCGCAUCUUCAAGUUCUCCCGCCACUCGCAAGGCCUGCGGAUCCUGGGUUACACGCUCAAGAGCUGCGCGUCGGAGCUGGGCUUCCUCCUCUUCUCGCUCACCAUGGCCAUCAUCAUCUUCGCCACGGUCAUGUUCUACGCGGAGAAGGGCUCCAGCUCCAGCAAAUUCACCAGCAUCCCGGCUUCCUUCUGGUACACUAUUGUCACCAUGACCACUCUGGGAUACGGAGACAUGGUACCAAAAACGAUUGCGGGAAAGAUCUUUGGCUCCAUCUGCUCCCUGAGCGGCGUGCUGGUGAUCGCUCUGCCCGUCCCCGUCAUCGUGUCCAACUUCAGCCGCAUCUACCACCAGAAUCAGAGAGCAGACAAGCGCCGCGCUCAGAAGAAAGCGAGACUGGCCAGGAUAAGAAUAGCCAAAUCCGGCAGCGCCAACGCCUUCCUUCAGAGCAAACGCAACGGACUGCUCAACGAACUGCUGGAGCUGACGGGUACAGAGGAGGAUGAGCAGAAGCUGACAAAGUCCACAUCUCUGUUAGAGAGCCAACACCACCACCUACUGCACUGCCUGGAGAAAACCACUGCUCAUGAAUUUGUGGACGAGCAGAUGUACGAGCAGAACUGUUUGGAGAUGGCUCUGCAGACCUACCGCUCGCGCAGCCCCUCCAUACCCAGCCACGACAGCCCCGCGGGGACCUGCUGCGGCCGGCGGGGGAAGAGGAACUCCGCCCUGCCCAACACCAGCCUGCCCUCCUCCCACCCGGUCCCGACGCACCAGGGCCCGCUGCAGGAGCUCAGCGCCCUCCACAUGCAGUGUGGCGAUCCGCUGUCGCACCCCACCAGCCGCUCUAAGCUCAACCUGAAAACCGACGACGGCAGCAGGAUCAACUGUAAAAGCGGCCGCAUCACCACGGCGAUCAUCAGCCUCCCGACGCCGCCCGCUCUGACCCCCGACAGCGACGGCCUCCACGGGCCCCCCCAGCGGAGGCCGGCCCCUCCUCCGGGUCACCCUGCCGCUCCCAGCAUCCAGACCACCACCAGCUCGGCGGGCAGCAACAUCGUCAAAGUGUCUGCUCUGUGACUCGUCGACUGCCAGGCGUACCUCAGCUCAGCAGGAGGAGGAGGAGGAGGAGGAAGAGGAGGAGGAGGAAGGAGCAGGUAACACGGUAUUGUCCGACACACUCUUAACAGAGUGAGGGAGAAGAGAGCUGCUCUCCGGAGGAGUCGCCCCUUAAGAACACAAUCCCGAGGUAGAGGACUGUAGAUAUGUGAACUGAGAACCACGCUCUAGUCCUGCUGUAUAUGUACUGUAGAUAUGGAGAGAACCGCUACGUUUCUAAUAGUUUCUAACAGCAGUACAGAUGUUUUACAGGGAGCACUGUGGAAAAGAAAAGA
This is a messenger RNA of Salarias fasciatus (jewelled blenny), 2517 nucleotides long. RefSeq names its product potassium voltage-gated channel subfamily D member 3-like. The transcript has 7 exons. Gene Ontology annotation, biological process: action potential; potassium ion export across plasma membrane; protein homooligomerization. Gene Ontology annotation, molecular function: A-type (transient outward) potassium channel activity; protein binding. NCBI's taxonomy places the organism in Eukaryota, Metazoa, Chordata, Actinopteri, Blenniiformes, Blenniidae. The record is from RefSeq and is a predicted model, not a curated record. The coding region runs from base 245 to 2203 and encodes 652 amino acids. Gene Ontology annotation, cellular component: neuronal cell body; voltage-gated potassium channel complex; postsynaptic membrane.